Molecule: messenger RNA, 4195 nt
Organism: Alnus glutinosa
Lineage: Eukaryota; Viridiplantae; Streptophyta; Magnoliopsida; Fagales; Betulaceae
Product: ARF guanine-nucleotide exchange factor GNL2
Exons: 2
Coding region: 1-4179 (1392 amino acids)
Biological process (GO): regulation of ARF protein signal transduction
Molecular function (GO): guanyl-nucleotide exchange factor activity
Source: RefSeq, a predicted model, not a curated record
AUGGAGAAAUCAACUGAUAAAAAUCAAGACGGCGAAGAAAACAACUGCCCGUCAUGCCGAGAAAAAAAGAAAGACUCGGCAGCCAAAUCCAGAAGGAAAGAGCUGGGCGUCUCCUGCAUGCUAAACACCGAACUAGGCGCUGUUCUUGCCGUGAUCCGCCGUCCUCCGGAUCCGGCUUCCCAAUACUUCUCCCCGGACGAGCAUUAUUUUGACUCUGCGAUCCUACAAUCCUUGAAAUCACUUCGAGCUCUCAUCUUCAAUCCCCAACAAGAAUGGCGGACCAUCGAGCCCUCUAUCUAUCUCUCCCCGUUCCUGGACGUGAUACAGGGUGAUGACAUCCCGGCCGCAGCAACAGGUGUCGCUCUCUCGGCCGUUUUGAAAAUCCUCAGGCUGGAAAUCUUCGACGAGAAGACCCCGGGGGCGAAAGAGGCUAUUAAUUCCAUUGUCAGCGGGAUCACGAGCUGUCGGUUGGAGAAGACCGAUUCGGUUUCUGAGGAUGCCGUGAUGAUGAAGAUUUUACAGGUUCUGACUGCGAUAAUGAAGCACCGGGCGUCGCUUUUGCUCACCGAUCAUGCCGUCUGCACCAUUGUCAAUACAUGCUUUCAGGUGGUGCAGCAAUCGGCUAGCAGAGGCGAUUUGCUUCAGCGCAGUGCGCGGUACGCGAUGCACGAGCUCAUCCAGACGAUAUUCUCUCGGUUGCCUGAGAUCGAGGUCAAGGAUGGGGAGGAUACGGAGUCGGAUUCCGAUGAUGUCGAUGUUGGUAACAAUUCAGAUUCUGGGUACGGCGUUCGAAGUGCGGUUGAUAUCUUUUACUUCUUCUGCUCCCUGCUAAAUGUAGUUGAAGUAGUGGAGACGGAGGGCUCUACUUCUCAUACUGUAGACGAAGAUGUCCAGCUUUUCGCGUUGGUUUUGAUAAAUUCCGCAAUAGAAUUAAGCGGAGAUGCAAUUGGGAAGCACCCGAAGCUUUUGAGGAUGAUCCAGGAUGACCUAUUUCACCAUUUGAUCCACUACGGAACGCGUUCGAGCCCUCUUGUUUUGUCCAUGAUUUGCAGCACAGUUUUGAAUAUCUACAACUUUCUUCGAAGGUUUAUUCGUCUCCAACUAGAAGCUUUCUUCGCGUAUGUACUGCUCAGAGUUGCUGCUCUUGGAAGCGCGAUGCCACUCCAAGAAGUUGCACUUGAAGGGAUUAUAAAUUUCUGCAGGCAGCCAACGUUUAUAAUUGAAGUCUACCUGAACUAUGAUUGUGAUCCCCUUGGUCGAAAUCUGUUUGAGGAGAUUGGGAAGCUACUUUGCAAGGAUUCGUUUCCAGUGGCUAGCCCUGUGACCACUUUACAGGUUCAAGCAUUUGAAGGAUUAGCAGCCAUGAUUCACAAUAUUGCAGAUAACGUUGACAGAGAAGACGAUUCGAGCCCUUUCAGUGCAUACCCACUUGAGAUCAGCGAGUAUAGUCCCUUUUGGGAGGAGAAAUCCAAAGAUGAAUUGGAGUCUUGGGUAGAAUUUGUAAGGAUACGGAAAGCACAAAAAAAGAAAAUAUUGAUUGCUGCAAACCAUUUCGAUAGAGAUGAAAAGAAGGGUUUGGAGUACCUGAAACUUACUAAGUUGGUUUCUGAUCCCCCAGAUCCAAAAGCUCAUGCUUUCUUCUUUCGCUAUACUCCAGGACUAAACAAGAACACGAUUGGGGAUUAUCUUGGUGACCCUGAUCAGUUACACAUUGAAGUUCUUAAAGAAUUCACUGACACCUUUAAAUUUUCAGGCAUGAUUCUUGACACUGCUCUACGCACUUAUCUAGAGACCUUCCGAUUGCCUGGAGAGUCCCAAAAGAUACAGCGGAUUCUCGAAGCAUUCUCAGAGAAAUUUUAUGAUCAACAAUCCUCAGAUGUUUUUGCAAGCAAGGAUGCAGUUUUCAUUCUUUGCUACUCCCUCAUUAUGCUCAAUACUGAUCAGCAUAAUCCGCAAGUGAAGAAGAAGAUGACAGAAGAUGAGUUCAUCAGGAACAAUAGAGCAAUCAAUGCAGGGAAGGAUCUUCCUAGAGAGUACCUCUCUGAGCUUUUUCAUUCCAUUUCAAACAAUGCUAUCACCCUGUUUGGUCAGUCUGGUGUAUCACUAGAAAUGACCCCAAGCAGAUGGGUUGAGCUGAUAAACCGAUCCAAACUCGCACAGCCUUUCAUACAAUGUGAUUUUGAUCGUCAUUUGGGAAGAGAUAUGUUUGCUUGCAUUGCUGGCCCAUCAGUUGCAUCUCUCUCAGCAUUCUUUGAGCAUAUUGAUGAAGAAGAAUUGCUCCACAAAUGCGUUGAAGUGCUAUUCUCAAUAGCCAGGAUAGCUCAGUAUGGAUUAGAAGACACUUUAGAUGAGGUCCUUGCCUCAUUCUGCAAAUUCACUACACUGUUGAAUCCUUAUGCAUCCGCAGAAGAAACCCUGUUUGCUUUCAGCAAUGAUAUGAAGCCAAAAAUGGCGACACUAGCUGUUUUCACCGUCGCCAACAACUUUGGGGAAUCAAUUCGAGGGGGAUGGAGAAAUAUUGUGGACUGCUUACUGAAACUUAAAAGGCUAAAACUACUUCCUCAAUCUGUCAUCGAAUUUGAUACUGCUUCCACCUCAUCACCUGAUGUCCCAAAGGAAUCUGAAUCAGCCAUAAUCUUCCCUACCCGCGACAAAUUUGGCAGUCGCCGUGCUUCUGGCACGAUUAGUCGGUUUUCUCAUUUUCUGUCACUAGACAGCAUGGAAGACUCUUUGUCCCUAAACGUGAGUGAAUUUGAACAGAAUCUGAAGAUCAUCAAACAGUGCCGUAUUGGGAAUAUCUUCAGCAAUAGUUCAAACUUGCCCGAUGAUGCUUUGUUCAAUCUAGGUCGCUCUCUGAUAUUUGCAGCUGCUGGAAAAGGCCAAAAAUUCAGCACACCGGUUGAAGAAGAAGAAACUGUUGGGUUUUGUUGGGAUUUAGUCAUUGCCAUUGCUAUGGCCAAUAUCCAAAAGUUCCAGGCAUUUUGGCCCAAUUUUCAUGAAUAUAUGCUAGCAGUUGCUCAGUUUCCUAUGUUCUCCCCUAUUCCAUUCGCAGAGAAGGCCAUUAUAGGCCUUCUAAGGCUUUCUCUUAAGGUCCUUGCUACAUACCGACCUGAAAAACUUCCAGAGGAGCUCAUUUUCAAGUCUAUCAAUUUAAUGUGGAAACUCGAUAAAGAAAUUCUAGACACAUGUUGUGAGUUCAUAACACAAUCAGUGAGCAAGAUUCUUAUUGAGUAUCCUGCAAAUUUGCAAACCCAGCUUGGAUGGAAAUCAGUCCUUCAUUUGUUAUCAGUCACCGGGCGGCACUCCGAAACCUAUGAUCAGGCAGUUGAGACUUUGAUCAUGUUGAUGUCGGACGGGACUCAUGUUUCACGGACAAAUUAUGCCUACUGUAUAGAUUGUGCAUUUGGUUUUGUUGCACUCAAGAACAGUCCACUGGAGAAGAAUUUGAAGUUACUUGACCUAAUGGCAGAUUCUGUGAAUGUGUUGGUCCAUUGGUAUAGAAAUCAUUACACAGAACCGGGGAACAAUUUUAGCAUUACAAGCAAUACAAGUAACUCCUCUACAGAGGACAAUUCAAGAGGUCUUGGCUCUGCAAACUUUGUAAUGAAUCUAUUUCUUAAACUGGGGGAAGCACUUAGAAAGAGCAGCUUAGCCCGGCGAGAAGAGAUGAGAAACCAUGCAAUCGUAGCUCUUCAAAAAAGCUUCACUCUGGCUGAAGAAUUGGAUUUCACAUCAACCAACUGCAUUAACUGUUUUAACCUUAUCAUUUUCGCAAUGAUAGAUGACUUACACGAAAAGUUGUUGGAAUACUCAAGAAGGGACAACUCGGAGAGGGAGAUGAGAAGUAUGGAAGGGACCCUCAAGAUUGCAAUGGAACUCUUGGCAGAUGUGUACUCGCAGUUCUUGAAACAAAUAUCACAGAGUUCUGGGUUUCGGACAUUCUGGUUGGGGGUGUUAAGAAGAAUGGAUACAUGCGUGAAGGCUGACUUGGGAGAGUAUGGUAAAUCAAAAAUUGAAGAACUAGUCCCUGAGUUGUUGAAAAAGAUGAUCACCCAGAUGAAGGAAAAGGAGAUUUUAGUGCAGAAGGAAGGUGAUGAUCUCUGGGACAUUACCUAUAUUCAAAUACAAUGGAUAGCUCCUUCACUCAAGGAGGAACUAUUUCCUGAAGUAGUUGUUUAACGAAAAUGAAAUCAAA